Molecule: messenger RNA, 1775 nt
Organism: Seriola dumerili (greater amberjack)
Lineage: Eukaryota; Metazoa; Chordata; Actinopteri; Carangiformes; Carangidae
Gene: gabrb3
Product: gamma-aminobutyric acid type A receptor beta3 subunit
Exons: 11
Coding region: 1-1572 (523 amino acids)
Biological process (GO): regulation of membrane potential; monoatomic ion transmembrane transport; chemical synaptic transmission
Cellular component (GO): neuron projection; membrane; GABA-A receptor complex
Molecular function (GO): neurotransmitter receptor activity; GABA-A receptor activity; extracellular ligand-gated monoatomic ion channel activity
Source: RefSeq, a predicted model, not a curated record
AUGCGGUUGUGGUGGAUUUUAAUGAUUAGUUUUUGGAGUGCCUGUGGGGAACUGCCAUUCAUAGCGGAGAACAAUGCAGCUAUGUUGGUCAACUGGAAUGCUGUUGAUGGGAACAAAAAGUUGUACGCCAUCUAUGAUACAAGCGUCAACGAGCCGGGGAACAUGUCUUUUGUCAAAGAGACCGUGGAUAAACUGUUGAAAGGAUAUGACAUUCGUCUCCGACCAGACUUUGGAGGUCCACCGGUUGCUGUUGGCAUGAGUAUAGACGUGGCCAGUAUAGACAUGGUGUCAGAAGUCAACAUGGACUACACGCUGACUAUGUACUUCCAGCAGUAUUGGAGAGAUAAGAGGCUGGCCUACGCAGGGAUCCCUCUCAACCUGACGCUGGACAACAGAGUAGCAGACCAGCUCUGGGUCCCUGACACCUACUUCCUCAAUGACAAGAAGUCCUUUGUGCACGGUGUCACCGUGAAGAACCGUAUGAUCCGACUCCACCCGGACGGCACUGUUCUCUACGGCCUCAGAAUCACGACGACGGCGGCCUGCAUGAUGGAUCUGAGGAGAUACCCGCUGGACGAGCAGAACUGCACCCUGGAAAUUGAGAGUUAUGGUUACACAACAGAUGAUAUAGAGUUCUACUGGAAAGGAGGAGACACCGCAGUGACCGGGGUGACGCGCAUCGAGCUCCCUCAGUUCUCCAUAGUCGACUACAAACUGGUCUCCAGGAAUGUGGUCUUUUCCACAGGUGCCUAUCCUCGACUGUCUCUGAGCUUCAAGCUGAAGCGAAACAUUGGAUACUUCAUCCUGCAGACGUACAUGCCCUCCAUCCUCAUCACCAUCCUAUCUUGGGUGUCAUUCUGGAUAAAUUAUGAUGCCUCGGCUGCCAGAGUUGCAUUAGGGAUCACCACUGUCCUGACCAUGACAACCAUUAACACCCAUUUGAGAGAGACUCUGCCCAAGAUCCCUUACGUCAAAGCUAUCGACAUGUACCUGAUGGGCUGCUUCGUGUUCGUCUUCCUGGCUCUGCUGGAAUAUGCCUUCGUCAACUACAUCUUCUUCGGAAGAGGUCCUCAGAUGCAGAAGAAGCUGGCGGAGAAGGCACAGAAGGCGAAUAAUGAGCGGAAUAAAUUUGACAGGCCCAAGUCCUUUCUGGAAGGAGGCAAUUGCAAGUCUUCGUCCGUUAAACAGUCCAAUCAGGUACAAGAGCGUCGUCACUCACGACGGGUCGACUCCCAGGGGAACAUUUUGCUGACAACCUUGGAGAUCCACAACGAGGUGGGAGGGAACGAGAUCACAACCACCGUGAGCGAGACUCACAACUCUUCCUCCAUGGUGUUCGACAACUCGGGGGUCCAGUACAGGAAGCCGAGCACGCCGCGGGAGCCGGGUCGCCUCAGCCUGGACAGGAACACACAUCUAAAGAAGACCCGCCUGAGGAGACGGUCCUCGCAGCUCAAAAUCAAAAUCCCAGACCUCACCGAUGUGAACGCCAUCGACAGAUGGUCACGGAUAAUAUUCCCCUCCGCCUUCUCCCUCUUCAACUUAAUCUACUGGCUUUAUUAUAUCAACUAACGCACUGAUGUUUUUUUAAACCCGUCUCUGUCUCAUUCUUGUUUCUGAAUGAGAGAAGACGAGACGGAACAACCAUAAUGAACUUUUUUUUUUUAUCGUAGCGAGUGAUGAGAGAAGUGUCACUCACAGAGCGUGCAUCUGUACAUGCACCAAGAUUCACCUGCAGAACACGUGUUUUACAAAGACUCUGUCACAUGUGGAGA